CCAUUUGAGUUUUGAAGUUUCGAGUUUUCGAGUUUUGAGUUUUCGAGAGGCACUUGCUCACGUCCAUGGCUGUUGGUCCCUGGCGGCUUUCCUCAGCCAAGCUUUCCUGGUGUUCCUUUCGUUGCCUUUGCAGUGCUUGGCUGGUAGUGUUCUUUGGAACAGAAGCCUUUUUUGUUCCCCGUGUUCUGUAUUGACACACGUACGGAUUGUGUUUGUUUUCGUAGACAGUAGGAAGAUCCACUAGCUUUCGGUCAGCCAACGCAAAGCUUUAUUUCUAGUUCUUCUGCACCACUAUUCUACAAACCAUAUUACUAUAUUUCUCUUCUCUUCCCCUCGCGCAAAACGUGGCAUCAUGACGUCAGGCUCACUGCAAACGCUCCUACAACUGCAGACAGCAGCUACAGAUCCACCAACGAACACCUCUUCUGAACUCCCCUCCAUAGAAAAUGCAGUCAACAACCCUACUUCUGCUCUAGAUAAUGCCGAUGUCUCGGAACCCGUUACGAGCAACGGCGUGAACAACGCUACUCCUGCGAACGACCCUACUCUUGCGAACGACCCUACCUCCGCUUCCCACUCCGCCCAUGUCGCAAAGCAGUCGGUUGACGGCAACGGCGCGAGCGAACCUAAUGGCCGCGAAGAGCCGAAGAGUGGGUCGGGACAAGCAGGAACGUCGGAGGUGGAUGGCCAGAAGGGCAGGGAACCACCGCUCUCGCAGACGCUCGCUCCAGGCGGAGGCGGAGCGGAAGGUGGAGGGGGAGGCGGAGGCGGAGGCGGAGGCCCAAGUGUUGCGGAAGCUGCGCCAUCUGAUGGCGGAGAGAAGUUAUCCGCGGAGGCUCCGCAGUCUGCACCAUUUUCCGCGGAACCUCAGCGGAAGGAUAUGAUGCAAAUGUUUCAGGAACAGACUGCUUCCGUCCUCCUGGAUCCUAUGGAAGCUGCUUUUGACGAGGAUGGCCUUGCCGAGGAUGACGCGGACCUUGACGGAGACCUUGAAGGUGGCUGUGACGGGGAAGGCAACGGUGACGGUGACGGCGAAGGCAACGGUGACGGUGACGGCGAAGGCAACGGUGAUGGUGACGGGGCCGGAGACGGAGACGGAGACGGAGACGGAGACGGAGACGGAGUCGGAGACGGAGGCGAAGACGGUGACGAUGACGGCGACGCCGGCGACCGCGACGACGACGUUAUCGGUGCCGGUGCUGGUGAUGGCGACGGCAAGGAGCUUCCGCCAACGUUAGCUCCCUCUGCGGCGGACCUUCCGCUCAGGAGAAAGCGCGGGCGGCCGAAGAAGAUUCGCGGAGCGGAGGCACCCGGCGCGGGUGCGUUCCCUCUGCUGAUGGGGGACGCGCUUGGCGCGCGGCCGCUCAAACGGCGCGCUUUCGCGGAGGCGGACGCCGUGCGCGUGGGGAUGGCGUUUCUGGAGCGGCAGAAGAAACCGCGCGCGGAGCGAGACGCGGGGGGGUUACCGCACGGAUCGGCGCAAGGCUUGGCGCACGGAAUAGCGCAGGAUCGCCCGCAUCCUCAUAAAACCCACCCACGGUUCGGUCUCCCGCCGCAGCAGCAGCAACAGCAGCAGCAGCAGCAACAGCAGCAGCAGCAGCAGCAUCAGCCGCAUCCGCAGCAGCAGCUGUCGCUGCCGUUAGAUCCGCUGUUCGGCCGCUUUGGGCGGCGCCCCCAAGGGGAGAGCAAGUUCAUGCCGGAUUGGGCGGCGAACUUUGCAGCGGAGAUGGGCAUUAGCGCGCGCCCCAAGCCCCUGCGAUUCGGGGAGGAGCAGUUUGAUGAGAUGAAGGAGGAGGAAGAGGAGGAGGACGAGGAGGAAGACGGGGGGGUUAGGGGUGGAUGGGGGGGAGAGGGCUUGCGGAACUUGCGGGGAAGGCGGCCGGCGGGGGCGGGCUUCCGUGGUGUUGCGGGAUUGGGUGGUUUUGGCGGUGCCGACGUGGAGGGGAAGCGGAAGCGGAAGGGACGACGGCGGUUCCAGCUUUCGCGGGAUGAGGAUGAUGACGUGGUGGAGGUGAAAAAUGACGUGUUAAUUUUUCCCGGUGUCAACGGCGGGGGAUUAAACGGCGAUCGUAGGCGGCGGCGUGAGAUGCGGCGGGGGUUGCAGCGUGGAAUGCGGGGGCAUAAGGAGAGCCUUCGAGGUUCGUUGAAAAAGGUCAGGAGGAAGGGCCUUGAGAAGGUGAUUAAGAACAAGAUUGGGAUUGAGGGGGGAGGUUCGGAGACAGGGGGUGAAGGGGAGGGGGAGGACGGGGAUAAGAUCCGCCUAACCGACAGCAUGCCCGCGCCUUUAUUUCCGGGCAGCUUCGGCAGCGGCGGGAAGAAAGGGCAGCUGCCGUCCGGCAUUCUCGGGGGGGAUCUAUGGGCGGAAGAAGAGGAGGAAGAUGAGGGGGAGGGGGAGGAGGAGAGGGAGGAGGGGGGCGGGGACUGGGCGCACCAGUUGCGCCUGGAGCAGGAGUUUCUGCGCGGGAAGGCGCAGGAUAGGGAGCGGGAGCGGGAGAGGCGGCGGGGAAUGCAGAAGGACAAGGCGGGGGAGAAGGAGCGCGCGCGGAAGCUGCAGGGGGAGGGGGAGGGGAUCGACACGCAGGGGGGGGAGGGGACCGGCGGGCUCGUGCUCGGGGCGAAAGGGGAGGGGGAAGGGGAAGGCGAAGGCGGCACUGCCUCUGGCGCAGACGACCAGGAGCGGGCGCAAGCGCUGGAAAAGGAGCGGGCGGAAGGGGAGCGCGCGGAGGGCGCGCGCGCGGAGAGGGAACGCGCGGAGAGAGAACGGAUGGCGCGGGAGAGGGCGGAAAGGGAGAGGGCGGAGCGGGAGCGGGUGGACAGGGAACGGCUGAGGAGUCAGCAGAAGCUUCUAGAAGAGGCUAUAGUGGAGAUGAAGCGGAUGAGGGGCGAGCAGAUCGAGAUGGGCAGGGAGCUGAGGCGCGCGCGGAAUACCAAGGAGGCGGCGAAGCAGGCGUUUGGGGAUUUGAAGAAGCAGGUUGUAGCGCAGGAGCACAUGCUGGCCCAGGCGCGCUUACAACUCUCUCUCCUGGAGGGUGUGAACAAGGCGCAGACGGAGGAGAUCUCGCGCCUCUGGAUGGCCGCCACUCAGAACCAGCCGGGACUCGCCCCAAUCAACGGCCUUGCCGCCCCCCCUGGCAUGGUCAUGGGGUCGGACACGCGCUUCCUUGCCGCUGCUAGUGUUGCUGCUGGUGGGGCAAGGGGAGAGGGUAAUGCUGCUGUUCGUGCUGCUGGCGGCGCUGGCCGUGGGGGGGAAGGUGGCGGGGUUGGGACUGGCGAGGAUGCAGAUGGGGGUUCUUCCUUACUUGGCCAGCAGCAGCAGCAGCAGUUAAUGCCACUGCACGAGCAGCAGCGGCUGCAGCAGCAGCUGCAGCAGCAGAAGCAGCAGUUGCAGCAGCAGGGCGAAACCCUAACGGCGCAAGCAAUCGCAGCAGAUAUGGAGCUAAGUGCCACAAAGCUACAGACAGCCAUGAAAGAGCGACCCGUGCGCACUCUCCUGCAGAUCGCAUGGAGCCCGGCCAACAACAUCGGCGCUUUAGCUAAGGUGAAAUUUAAGGAGGCGAACGGAGCGAUGGUGGUGGGUCACCCGGGAGACAUGAAGUGGGAAGACGUGCUGAGAGCGUUAGAAGAGUAUAUCCGGUUGGGAUCGCUGGAAUUUGCUAAGUACCAGCUGAUGUUUGGCUUUAAGGAGAAGGCAGUGUACCGAGCCCGAAGCAGGCUGCAGGACGGGCGUACCCAAGCCACGCUCCUAGCUGCGGCACACGAGGAGGCUCGGCAGCAGCUGAUGGAGGGGACCCUGGAGUUUGAGGCGCACGCGCUGGCGUCGUCCGUCGCUGCGAGCGUGGGGAAGCUUCUGGGAACCGUGGAGGACGAGAAGCAUGAGGACGAGGACGAGGAGGCGGCGGUGCACUCGCUGAUCGCAUCGGCGGCGGCCAAUGCGGAGAACGCGGCGAGGGAGGCAGAGAGAGAGGUGAUCCAGGCGCAAGCGAAUGCUGCUGGGGGUCUCCCCCCUAUCUCCGACCCUGCCGCUGGUGCUGCUGGUGGGUUGGUGCUGGUGCCGGUGCUGCCGGUGCUGCUGGUGCUGCUGGUGGUGCUGGCAGUGUUGGUAUGGGUGCUGGUGCGGGUAUUGAUCCUCUAGACGCUGGCGACCUGGGAGCAGGAGGGGAGGGAGACGGCUUGAUACGGAGAAAGCCAGGGAGGCCGAGGGGAGGAGGAGCAGCGCUGGCGAUUGGAAACGGGGAUCUUCCUGCGCUCUCUCGAGUGCGGGUGCCCAAGGUUCCCACCCUCCCUGCUUCCGCGCAGCAGGCGGCUGGGGACGGGAAGAAGAAGAAGAAGAGGAAUCGGG
Molecule: messenger RNA, 4339 nt
Organism: Closterium sp. NIES-67
Lineage: Eukaryota; Viridiplantae; Streptophyta; Zygnematophyceae; Desmidiales; Closteriaceae
Source: the annotation of a GenBank genome assembly